UUGUUUCCCCGUCCAUAUCUAUCCAUAAUCAGAACAACAAACAUCACUUCUUAAAUCUACGCUUCACAACUUUGAAACGAAAACACCAAUCCUCCACACUACAUCAUCGAAAACGCGCGAAAAACACAACAGACUACAGUCGAGCACCAUUUCAAAUUAUCGACAAACCCAACAAACACCAAUACCCAAAACAUACACAAUGGCCGGCUGCAACAUCUUCUCCCGCAAAAGCCAUGCCGGUAUCCCAUUCGGUGGCGAAGCCCCCCGCAAAGUGUCCGCAUCACGCUCGGGACGAGCCAGCGUUAGCUCUGCUGGCCGAGGACGUCUAUCCACAAGUGGCAUGCCCGCCGACAGACAGAGCCACUCCCGAGGGGCCUCUACUGGUGGUGGAUUGAGGAAAGGCAGCGCCGUGUUGCGAUAAAUCAACCUCAUCAUGAUGUUGAUGACAUAAUUCACAUCAACUAUGAACGAAUUACGACAUUACACCUAUUUGCGACCGAUGUGAUCCUAUUGGAUCUGAAUGAUGAAGAGCACAUGUGCAUUGCAUUGUAAUUGUAUGAUAGCGACGCUAGUUUUGGGAUGAGCAUGAUUAUCUUAUGACGGUUUGGACUUGUUUACCGUUUUCAAUAACUUUGACCAUCUCAUGAUGGCUCCAUAUGUAGCAUGAAUUUGAUGACAGCAUCAUUGAACCUUAUUUUUACAUCAUCGUGAGCCUUUGUGAUCUUAGAACUCUAAUACUACCUACAAUCUUGAAGCACGCACUCUCAUAGUUGUGAUUACAGCUGAUUAUUCUACACUGUCGAUAUCAAUCUUGAUGUUCAUUUUCUGGGUCAAGGGUGUCGGGUGCUCCAAAGCUGUACGAGAAUCUUCGUUUCCACUUGCAUAUGUCAGGCCUUUCUCCACGUUUUGCUUUGGACAUCGCCCA
This is a messenger RNA of Periconia digitata, 925 nucleotides long. NCBI's taxonomy places the organism in Eukaryota, Fungi, Ascomycota, Dothideomycetes, Pleosporales, Periconiaceae. The record is from the annotation of a GenBank genome assembly.